CUUUUCUUCUCCCACUCAGUGUUAAGAAGGCAGCAAGAACACCCGUGAGUGUCGGCAUUUACCUGUCAAGAUACGGAAUAACGUACCACCUUAACAUUUGGAUUAUUUCUAAUUUCGACUAGCAAACUGCUAAAGAUUAUCUCCACGGUCCAGCCAUGGGUAUGACCGGGGCGGCGUGGAGGGGAGAGGGGGAUUUAAAUUUCCCUUUCGUCCCAGCAGCUUCUUUUGAUUUGAAGUAAACGGUGCACCACAGCAGGACCGAGCGGUGUUUUCUUGACAUCUUUGACUGACUUAAAAGUUGUUGUUCGUCGAUUUCGGAACAGCAGAAUCUUUAUACACGGGUUUGCUUGUUUUUGUUGAUAUUUUUUGGAGUAUUUUUUCCGUGUUUUCCUGGAGAGCGGAGGUGGCGAACUGAGAGCGGCUCAUCGAGUCGGGACUGACCACUGGAGUUGGUCCUGAAAAUGGAGGCUGUUAUCGAGAAGGAAUGCAGCGCGCUUGGAGGACUCUUCCAAACUGUUAUCGCAGACAUGAAGAGCAGCUACCCUAUUUGGGAGGACUUUAUCAACAAGGCUGGCAAACUGCAGUCGCAGCUCAGGGCGACGGUGGUCGCUGUGGCUGCUUUCCUGGAUGCCUUUCAGAAAGUGGCUGACCUGGCUACCAACUCACGAGGUGGGACCAAAGACAUUGGAUCAGCGUUGACCAGGAUGUGUAUGCGACAUCGCAGCAUAGAAGCUAAACUAAAACAGUUCUCCAUGGGCUUCCUGGAGGGUCUAAUCAACCCUUUACAAGAACAGAUGGAGGAGUGGAAAAGAGGAGUCAACACGUUGGACAAGGACCAUGCUAAAGAGUAUAAAAGAGCCCGGCAAGAAAUAAAGAAGAAGUCCUCGGACACAUUGAAACUUCAGAAGAAAGCAAAGAAAGGUCGUGGUGAUAUCCAACCCCAGUUGGACAGCGCCAUGCAGGAUGUCAGCGAUAAAUACAUUCUGCUGGAAGAGACAGAGAAGCAGGCCCUGAGGAAGGCUCUCAUAGAGGACAGGCAGAGGUUCUGCUGCUUCGUAGCCAUGCUGCGGCCUGUAGUGGAUGAAGAGAUUUCCAUGUUGGGAGAGGUCACCCAUCUCCAGGCAAUCUCUGAUGACCUCAAAACCCUGACCUCUGACCCACACAAGCUUCCCCCUGCUAGUGAACAGGUGAUCCUGGACCUGAAGAGCUCAGAUUACGGUUGGUCAUAUCAAACGCCACCCUCAUCCCCCAGCACCACUAUGUCCAGGAAGUCUAGCAUGUGCAGUAGUCUGAACAGCGUUAACAGUAGUGACUCCAGGGGAUCCAGUGGCUCUCACUCUCAUUCUCCUUCCUCCUCUUCUUCCUCCUCUUCUUCACACCACCUCUUCCACCACCAUCACCCCCGCCAUCGGUACCGUAGCUCCACGCUACCCCAGCAGGCCCCAGCCCGGCUCUCUAGCAUCUCCUCCCACGACUCGGGCUUCAUCUCUUCAUCACACGACCAAUACACAUCGUCCAAAUCAUCCUCGCCCAUGCCAGCUGAAACAAAGCCUUGUCCCAGUUCCAGGUCCUCUGAGGUAUCAGUGACUGGGCAGCUCCACAGUGACUGCAGCUCCCCCUCUCCUCUCGCUGCUGCUAGUGCGCCUCAGCACACUACUGACAAGUUGUCCAAUGGUUUUGACCACUACAGCCCGGUCAGUUCCCCCUACAUGCAUAGCAACGGGGGAAGUUUGGGCUCAGGGUCAGGCACUGCCUUCCCCUUCUUCCCCACUUCCCCCUCAUCCCACACCACCUCCUCCUGCCCCACUCGCUCAUGGUCACGUCCUGCCUCAGCCUUGCUGCCAGACCAAACUCAUCCCUGCAUGUUGGGCUCCCCAAUGGUGCCUUCAUCACGAGUCCCCAGCUGGAAGGACUGGGCUAAGCCAGGCCCUUAUGACCAGCCCAUGGUCAACACACUAAGGAGGAAGAAAGACAAGGAGAUGCCAGCUAUUGUGGAUAGUAAUGGUAGUGUGAGUAAUGACAACAGCCCGUCGUCAGGCCCGGCCUCCAUCUCGACCUCAGCACCAGCUCGGCUGCCUUCAUUCAGAACUAGUUGCUUAAUGGCAAGCAUAUCAGCUGGUGAUAUUGAGGCCCAUGAGGAACUGGCUCUGGCUCUAUCCAGAGGUCUGGAGCUGGACACCCAGAGGUCCAGUCGAGACUCUAUUCAGUGUUCCAGCGGCUACAGCACGCAGACCAACACACCCUGCUGCUCUGAAGACACAAUACCAUCACAAGUGUCAGACUAUGACUAUUUCUCAAUGGCUGGAGAUCAGGAGCCUGAGCAGCAGCACUCGGACUUUGACAAGUCAUCCACCAUCCCCAGAAACAGCGACAUCAGUCAGUCCUACCGACUCAUGUUCCAGAGCAAACGGCCAGCCUCCACAGCCGGCCUGCCCAGCACACAGACUCCUCACCACGGACAGGGGGCCUACCCUCCAGGGCCCUAUCCCCCCACACCUGUUCACACUGGGGCUUAUCCUCCUACUCCUACAGGCUCGUGCUCAGGUCAGGGAUUUUACUCUGGAUCAAGCUCCCAUAAUCCAUCUGGCUCUUAUUCUACAAGCCACGGUCCAGUUAUCGUCACCCCUGGGGUUGCCACAAUCCGACGCACCCCCUCUUCAAAACCGUCCGCCCGGCGGUCAGGCUCAGUUGUGGGCACCGGCCCCAUCCCGAUUCGUACACCUAUGAUCCCAGUAAAAAUCCCCACGGUGCCUGAUAUGUCCGCAGCAGUUAACGGGAGCAGGAGUGCAGAGGAGAUGGGAGGAGGAAGAGGAGAAGAGAGCCCAGACUCUCCAACAUUUGCAGGAGGGGAAGAUGCCGGCACGCUGCCUGUGAUGUCCUGGAGCGGUCAGGCUACGACCAAUCCUCCCACUGUUCCCCUGCCCAACCAGCAGCAGCAGUACCCUCACAGCGAGACAGGGCAGGAAGGAGGAGGAGACGAGGGAGAAGAGUUAGAGGGCAACAUGCUGGUGGCUAUCCGCAAGGGAGUCAAGCUCAAGAGAACCCUCACCAACGACCGCUCCGCACCACGCAUAGCAUGAUGACAUGAGCUCACGUCACAGAAGUGAGGCUCUCCCUUCAUUGUGUUUGUAAAUGAGGUUAAAGGCUUUAGAAAAAUUGAUGCUAGAAAGGCGGUGUACAGAAUCAAAAGGCCUCUUAUGCUAGUCUGAGAAAUGUAUUCUGUUCUACAUGUAGCGUUUCUCAUUCUGUAAAUCUUCCCCUGUGAGAAUCCCUCACUGCAGAAGCCAUUUAUAAUGAUCCAGUACAGAAAUAUAUAGAUAUGUAUUGAUCAGGUUGACAUUUUCUGAUUUGGCUCAUGAUGCGUCAGAAAUUCUGUGAAGCCAGGUAUGGUGAAAUAUUGGUGUGGACCUAAAGCAGAUGACAGGCCCACUUCAGUAAAGUAAUUAUACGAGCCUUUAGGAGUACAAGGACAAGAGCUAGUUUCUUAUACAGGUCCUUGAAAAGCACUAAAAUGUUUUGCAAAUCCAAGCCCAAUGACAACGUAAAACACAAGGAUGUUUUUUGCAUUACACCACAAUAUGUUCAUUUCUAUAAGAUGAGAGUUAAGACGUAUUUUACACACAUGUAUCCAGUAUUCUUCCUGAAACCGAGGGUUGGACAAGGACGAUGUGUCUGCCUCCUCUCAGUGUAAAAAGACGCUGUGUAAUAUGUGUGAACUCUCAUCACUUAGAGCAUCAUUGGACAAAUAAGCGCUCUAACUGUCUAGUGAUUUGGCAGAAGGAGCGCAAUAACCAAUGCAAGUACUUCACAGCAUCAAGAGAGCAAUAUUCAGACGCACCAGAAAGCAGUGGCUCCAGUGGUCGGAUUCUGAUUGCACCAUUUGGCAUCUCCUCCUUUGUGUUGGCUGCUUACUUGGAGGGACGCCCUGAUGGCUGCAGGAAGGUGCUGUGUUGUCAAAACUAAAUACAGUUUGUCUACAACAGAGGCAGAGGUGUGACCAACAGAGAGAGCUCCUCAAAAAGCAAAUGAGUUCGGGAGACUACAGUGUGACUAAAGCGUCACAUGGUUGAUGCCAUGACAUUAAGAGACUACAAGUUACGUCCUGUUUUAGUUGUUUUAGCAUUUACAUGAUUUGUAAAUAAUUUUGCACGUCUCAGUCGGUGCUUCUUGCUCCCCGUUUUUCUUUCUGCUCCUCCACGGUGCCACAGUCGUUAAGUUUCACAUCUUUGAACAGGAUGUUUAUUAAUUUCACGUAAUGAUCGUUGAAGCCCAUUACCUUUGGAUGUGAAUUGGUUUUACUUUUCAACAUUUCUCCCCAGUAUGAAUCUCAUUUAAUCUGCAAUAUCUACAUGCUGAGCUUUGUAGAACUCCUCAGUGGUUUAUGUUUAUAUAUAUUAGCCCUUAUAUAUAUAUUAGCCCCUUCUUUUUUGUAGCAUUUAUUAGCCAUACUUCAACCUGCUGCUCAUAACAUUACUAAUAAAUGUCAAAGUACAGAUGUGCCAUGUAAAAAACUCAACAUUAAUUCAAAUUUAUAUGUGUUAUUAAACAUUUUAUAGACGUUAAUGAGGACACAUAUUUUUGAUGUUUUAAAGUUAGAAAGCUGUAACGCCAUAUUGGUUUUGUUAUUCUGUCUGGUUGCUGUUAUAUUGAACUCUUGUCUUCUUUGAAACGCAUGUAGCGUGCAUGCUUGUUUCCUUUUGACUUAUUAGGUUUUUAACAUCCGUUAUUUCCAGUUCUGGUGUGUUUUUGCAAUAUCAAAAUGUGACAAGUCCAGUACGUACAGACAUGAAACACAUAAAAAUCCACUGUAUAAUUUAAGAAGCACAUCACAAUAGGUACAGUUUAAAAUAUUCUGUUUUUAUUUGGAGAUGUAAGGCUUUUCUUCAGACUGCAGCGUUGUAAGACUAUAGGUUGAAACUGACUUAUAGUCUGUAUUUGAAUUAGCUUUUCAGUUGAAGCACUGUGAGACCAUGGCUACUACAAGAUGUAUGAAACUGUAAAUGUUAUUUAGCUACACAAGUUAGUCCAAGAACUCUCACGUUUUUAAUUUAUUUUCUCCUCUUAAGUCUUUAAAUCUUUUUUUUUUCCUCAUCCUAUUUUUAUACGUAUAUAAAGUAUCAGAGUUAAUAGAGUUGUUUUCUCUAUCCAUGCAUGUACUAUCUAAUGAUGUGUUGUUUCACCGGUGAAAUGUCGGCGACCGUCCUGCUAUGAUUCUUUUAUGUCCCAUAUUUCACACAUUUGCAUAAUUGCACUGCGUUUUAAAAAUUUGCAUAAAAGCUGGCUGGUUUAAAAGGGAACAGCAGCUACAACCAAGUGUGUUCCUCAGGCUUUUACAAGUCUGAAAUGUGUUUCAAAAGUUAAGCAAGUUUUGGUUUUAUUACAGAGAGGCCUGCAUCAGUAUUAUGGGUUCAGAUUUUGGGACAAAUGGUAUUUGCAUGAUGCAGAGUUCACUUCAGUUCAGUCAAGACGGUGCAUUUUCUUCCAAAUGAGUUUGUCUGAAUCAUCAAUUUAUCAUUUGUACAAAUAAAAAAUUCUGUUCAACACAUAUUUUGGAGCGACUGAGCUGAGAGUGGACUGAUAACUGCCCUGAAAUUAGGUUUGCAGGAAGAGAUAAUGACAUGCAAACUUGAGCUGUCUCCAAGGGUGAUUUAAAUUUGAAUGCUUGUACCCCAGUUAUAUACAACUGAUAUCAAGUAAAAUGUUCUUGAGCAUCUUAUCUUAACAUGUUUGAACAAAUGACGCGUUGCCCACCAUGUCUGACCUGAGUGCUCCAGAGACAUCCAAGCAUGAAAACCCAGUUUGUUUCUAUAUUUUAAACAGGUGUCUUAUAUAUUGAUGAAAUAGCAAGGUGCAAUAGGAGGAAUGACAGCAGAAGAAUGGAUGACAAAAGCAAAGAUAUCAUUUUUGUCCCUGAAUUAAACCCACAGUUUGAACAGGGGAAUGCAUCACAGACCACCUGCACACAGAUCACCCCUGUGCUGUUUGAUUUCAACACAGCAAAGAUAAUGUCACAGCUUAGAUGUUUCUGGAAGCUCAGCAUUCAGCUCUUGAUAUUGUUCAUGAUGUUAAUAUUUUCAUUUGUGUUUUGGCCGUCCACCUGUCUAAAACUUAUACUAUCAACCUGUAAUUUCCAUAUUUAAAUUGCUAGCAUAAAUACAUAUAUUAUAUCAGAGUUGCCAGUAUAUCCUAUGAAUAAGAAGUCUAUAGUUUGUGAGGAUUUGAAAGUACGAUUAAACCUGGUCUCUAGUUUAGUUCCUAGCUGAUUAUCCCCCCUGAGGAGAGUUGACCUCUCCGUCUGUCCCUGUACAGCUCAACAGGCUACGAUGCAGUUUGUUUCAGGAAGUUAAAGGUUGUUAUUUUUUGUGUAAUGACAGCUUUAGCAAUAUAAUAAAAAUAUAAAUUUUG
This is a messenger RNA of Epinephelus fuscoguttatus (brown-marbled grouper), 6405 nucleotides long. Its product is annotated as protein MTSS 1-like. The coding region runs from base 462 to 3080 and encodes 872 amino acids. NCBI's taxonomy places the organism in Eukaryota, Metazoa, Chordata, Actinopteri, Perciformes, Serranidae. Gene Ontology annotation, biological process: plasma membrane organization; adherens junction maintenance; positive regulation of actin filament bundle assembly. The transcript has 16 exons. Gene Ontology annotation, cellular component: cytoplasmic side of plasma membrane; actin cytoskeleton. The record is from RefSeq and is a predicted model, not a curated record. Gene Ontology annotation, molecular function: actin binding; phospholipid binding.